UUGCGAACAUUUUAUAAUGUUCUCUAAUUUUUUAAGCUUAUUUCUACCCAUUACUAUAACAUUGUUAACAAUCAGCCAUGGAUCACCUAACGUUUUACAUCGUGUAAAACUACCUACAUAUUGCAGCUGCCCACCUCACCCCAAGUUACGAGAUAAACAAGGACCCACCAAAUGGACAGACCGUCGCACAAUCAUUCAACAACUCGACGACCCACCAUAUGGAGAAGGCGGGAUCCCCAAUGGGUUUUCAAAUAACGAUCAUGCAAAGGAUAUUUUAUAUAAAAGGAAAGGCGAUUACACAAAUAUGGUUGGCGAAACAUCCAGCGAUUACGAGGAUCCAUUUGAUGAAGAAUCUUCUCCUAUAGGUCCAAGGAGACAUGACGAGGGAUUUAAGGUUAUAACAGGAGGCAAAACAUUUGAACAUGAUAAAGCAACAAAAGAAAAGAAAUCAAAUACUCCUAAAAAUGACGAUGGAAAUUACUUACAGAACUUAUUUAAUAGACUGACUGAGUCGGCGUGGGACUAAUCAUCAAGGAACAAUUUGAAGAAUGGAAUACGAUUAUGAGCUGUUCUAG
Messenger RNA from Achroia grisella, 575 nucleotides. RefSeq lists its product as uncharacterized. The coding region runs from base 17 to 526 and encodes 169 amino acids. Lineage: Eukaryota; Metazoa; Arthropoda; Insecta; Lepidoptera; Pyralidae. The record is from RefSeq and is a predicted model, not a curated record. The transcript is spliced from 3 exons.